Messenger RNA from Eptesicus fuscus (big brown bat), 7175 nucleotides. It is a transcript of the gene EIF4EBP2, whose product is annotated as eukaryotic translation initiation factor 4E binding protein 2. Gene Ontology annotation, biological process: negative regulation of translational initiation. The record is from RefSeq and is a predicted model, not a curated record. NCBI's taxonomy places the organism in Eukaryota, Metazoa, Chordata, Mammalia, Chiroptera, Vespertilionidae. The transcript is spliced from 3 exons. Gene Ontology annotation, cellular component: cytoplasm. Bases 330 to 692 code for a protein of 120 amino acids. Gene Ontology annotation, molecular function: eukaryotic initiation factor 4E binding.
UCCCUCUGGCUCCCGCCUUCACCCGCUUCCGGUCGUCGUCGCCGCUGCUGCCGCUGCUCCUGCUGCUGAGGCUGCUGGCGGAGGCCGGAGAACCAGGCGGCGGCGGCGGCGGCGGCUGAGAGGGCGGCGGCGGGAGCGGAGCGGGACGAGGGAACGAGAGGAAGCCUGAGAGGAGCGAGCGGAGCGCGCCGAGCCCCGCCUGCCCUUCCGCGCGCCAGGGCUGCCGGAGGAGCCCGAGCCCCCAGCCGCCGCCGCCGCCGCCGCCGCUGCCGCCGCCGCCGCCCGCCUGCUCUCCCGCCGCACAAAGCCGAGAUCCCGCGCCCAGAGCCAUGUCCUCGUCCGCCGGCAGCGGCCACCAGCCCAGCCAGAGCCGUGCCAUCCCCACCCGCACCGUGCCCAUCAGCGACGCCGCGCAGCUACCUCAUGACUAUUGCACCACGCCCGGGGGGACGCUCUUCUCCACCACACCGGGAGGAACCCGAAUCAUUUAUGAUCGAAAGUUUCUGUUGGAUCGUCGAAAUUCUCCCAUGGCUCAGACCCCACCCUGCCAUCUGCCCAAUAUCCCAGGAGUCACCAGCCCUGGCACCUUAAUCGAAGACUCCAAAGUAGAAGUAAACAAUUUGAACAACCUGAACAAUCAUGACAGAAAGCACGCAGUUGGGGAUGAUGCUCAGUUUGAGAUGGACAUCUAACUGUCCUGCAAGGAUCAGAAGAACGGCAGCAACGCCGAUACCUGUGUGUAUACCUGAUUUGGCCAAUAGGAUCAACAAUGAAAACCCCGAAGCAGUACCAGCAGUCCCCAUUGCAGCGCCCCUCCUCUUCCUCUGGGUGCCAAAUGAUGCGAAGAUGAGCUUCAUCUGACUAUUUCCUCUUCCUGUUUCCUGUCCCCCUUCCCACUUAGACAGAUUAGAUUGAAGGCCCAUGGCGUAUUUCUGUAGAACUAAGCAGCCCACAAAGGAAAACAGUUGAAUUCUUGCUUCCUUAGUCAUUUUUGUAUUGAGAUACACCCCCCUCUCCCUCCAAUUAAAAAAAAAAAAAUCCCAAAUCAGAUAUCAACCUACCAACAAUUGCCGGCUUCCAGGGAAGUCUGGGGAAGUGUUACAGAGGUUUGCUGGGUUCAGCAUUGUUCAUGUUCUUAUCCUGUGUCUCCUCCCUGUCUUCCACCCAUGGUUCAGUGCUACAAGAGUCUGGUUUGGGGUCUUCAAAACCAGAGGGAAAUAAACAAGAAAAGAGCUGCUCGCUCUUGUCCCUGAAGGUGUUUGUCCCUGGGGCCAGCACAGGUUGUACAGCUCUGGUAGCACUACCUGUGACACUGUUCUGAGGUCUGCUUCCCCUCCAUCCUCUGCGAGGAAUGCCUUCUGUCUUUGGUAUAAUAGUUUAUCUUUCCAUUCCUUUACUUAGCACAUGUGUGCAAACAUUUUUAAACUCUCUACAUGAGAGGGGGCGUCAGUAACCAGCUGUUCUUUCCUCCCCUUCUAUUCCUCCCUGCUUGCAUCAUGUUGCUGCAGUCCUGUUGUACUCUGAGCAUCCAAAUGACUUCAGAGAUAGAGCACUUUGAAUAAGGCCUGAUCAUAGUACUUAAGCAUGAUUUUGGAAGAGCCUAGGCCCAUUGGAGUAACUAGUCUCAGUUGUCAUUGUUUUUUUUUAAUCCAAUGAGCAUUGUAAUAUUAUCGCAGACUGCAGUUUUUUAUAUUUUUAGUUUAAAGAUGACUUCCGGAAUGCCCUUAGAAAAACUGAAUGUUUUUCCUUUGUGGACCUGCUUUAUUUGGCUGCUGAGAUAGAUAAGCAUGGGCUUCAAAAUGUGUUCCUCCCCGUUUUCUUGCUUUCCCCUUGUACUCUGAAUCCCCCCGCCCCUCCCCCCCCUUCUCUCCCCCCUCUCUCUUUCUCUCUCCUUCCUUUUUCUCUGCCAGGCCAUGUUUCAAAUAUACAUCAAAGAUACCUCAAGUGUUGGUAUCUGAUAAUAUCUGUCACUCAUCUGAGGAGUGACCUUUUAUUUUUUAAGAUGACUACAGACCUAUUUUUAGAUAUGUUUUCAGUAAAUUCUGAACAGCAACUUUUUAAUCACAUCUUCCAGUGUUAGGAAGGUGAGAAAUGUCUGUAGGCGAGUCCGCUGUUCCAUGUCACCAUCCUUUGUCUCCUGCAGUCCCUUAUGAGCUCUUUCCUUCUCCUCCUAGUUUUGGGUGUGCAUGCUUGGCGUUUGUAGUGGGUGGGUGGUAAAGCUGGACCAUUCUGCCUUGUGGGUUGUUCAUAAAAGCCUCCCUUCUUUUCCCUUACCCUUUGCUCUGUCAUUCCCCCCAAUUCCUAGCCACCCCCCUGACUAUUGACUGGCACAGUAAUCCCAGGAGAGUGACUCAGUCCCUCUUAGAAAGACUAAUGCCUCUGUCCCCUCAUAGAAAGACCAGUCGCCUCUGAUGUCCUGGGAAUUUCUGGUUGGAUUUGGUGCCCUGAAUCAUCCAUUGAGAUCACAACCCAGGGUGAGAGGAACAGGCCAGUUGGCUAAGAAAGAAAGCUGUUGGUUUUUCUUUUGAACUAUGAAAAGACCCUGUGUGCAAAUACAUCUUAGACAAAAGAGGGAGGAUGUCUGAGGAACUCUGUUCUGUUUUCUGCUAUAAAAUGUGAAUAGUUCAAAAAGUGAAACCUUUUGUGAUGGUUGAUGACUCUCAGGAAUACGCUGGACCUCCAAAAUUUUGGAGAUGCUUUCAGUCUCAGAAACUGGUGAUCAGAAAAGUAUUGUUUGUUUGUUUACUGUAUCCCUGUUCUGAUUUUAAUUAAACUCCAGAUUUCGCUUUACAUUCUCUUGGAAAAUCUCAAGUUACGCUGUAAUUUGCUUAAGAAGCUUGCUUAGGACCUCUUUGUCCCUGGAGCAUGAUUCUUUAGGAGUGAAGCUGUCAUUCUUCAUAGCCUGGCCUUGGCGUCUUAUGGAAUCCGACUCCAACUACAGCUGGCCGGCCUGUCAGUGAGCAGAGGAGUAUCCCCUUCCUGAUCUUUAUUGUUGCACGGAAACCUCAGCUGUCUCUCUGAGCAGUGGGGAUGGAAUUAAAACAUGCCAGCUUGAGUAGUAUCAAGAUACGAUUUUCCCCUUUAUCUGACAACUUGGGGGAGCUCUGCACGUGGCCCCCUAAUCAGAAGCCGUGCUUCUAGUAUUCCUGGGAGUGUCCGCUGUCCAGUACAACCGCGGCCCAGUCCCUUAGCCUCCUCUGCAAGGACUUCCUUACUGCUUGGCGAACUUCUUUCCUGCAGUCCACCGCCACUAGAAGUACUCUGACUUCACUCAUUGAUAUUUUAAAGAUGAUUUCACAAGGCAACAGAUCAAAUUCCAACAGAUGACGCCUUUGUGCCAAGCCUCAGAAUCGUUUUCAGGGCAAGCCAGAAUCCAAUAGGUGGUUUACUUCUGGAUGUUUGAAAGGAAACUCAGAAGAGAUAAAUCCCUGAAUGAACCAUCUAUCCUGACUUUUCCUUGGGGAGGGAACACCCUUAGGGUACCAUUUGAGUGAAACGGUUAAAAUCUUAGUGAUCGUUUGUAUUUUUCUUUUAAGAGAAAACCGUCUUCUGUACUUCUGAAGACAGUCUAUCUUAAUGACAGAUGACCUCUUCCUCCAGAUUCCUGCAGGAGACAUGCAUCCUCGUGGUUCUCCGUUCUUUUACAGUGUGGUUUCCUUAGCUCGCCACUUCCUCAUUCUGUUUAAAUACUUACCGCAUUCUCAGGAGCACAGAGUAGAGAAACUCGCUUCUGGGUAUUAGGCUUCCAAGCCAAGCGUUCUGUCCUUCCAUUUCUCUCAUCUAUUGCUGUGUAACUCCCCAAACUCAAAAUCUUAAAAAGGCAAACAUCUGUCCGUUUCUAUAGGUGAGGAAUUUGGAAACAGCUUAGCAUCAUGGUUCUGGCACAGGGUCUUAGAAAGUUGCAGUUCAAGAUGUUGGCAGGGUCUGCAGUCAUCUGGGGCUGGAGAAUCUACUUCUGAGCUCUCUCUCUGGUUGUUGGCAGGAUGCCUCAGUUUCUCCACAUGUGAGUCUCUGUGUAGAAUAUUGUGAGUGUCCACACACCAUGGCAGCUGGCUUCCCCGAGUGAGUGAUCUGGGGGAAGAGGGGACAGGGAGGAAUUUGCAGUGCCUUUUAUGACAGUCUGAAAGCACACACCUUCACUUCUUAUUCUGUUCCUUAGAAACAAGCCACUAAGCCCAGCCUGCACUCAAGGGGAGAAUUAGACCCCUACCUACUGUACAGAGCAGUAUCAAAGAAUUUGUGGGUAUAUCUUUAAACCACCUCACCCCUAACAGGAUGAAACCAGGCCAAGGGGAAUGGGGUUAGGUUUAAACUAGAUGAUAUAUUGAGAGAUACGUUGCUACUGAAAACCGUUUUUCUAAGAUGUGCUAUCACCAAACCGGGAUAGAAGACAGACUAUUUCCUGAAAGCUACCUGCUAGUUUGGAGAGGGGUGGCAGGAAAUGGCAGCUCCCAGGAGAGCAUAAUCCGUAUACACUUGCCUGGCUAACAGCAGCCCAAAGAUGCUACUUUGCAAGUCCUAUGCUUGGUGUCCCUAAAAUUCAAUACCACUCACUUGCUGUCCCCCCCUAGCCAGGAAUUGACAAAGGGAAUUAAUUGGGCCUGUGUAGCUGAUCCACUAAAGCUGACAAUCGGAGUUAGGGUUUCUAGCAAAGAGAGCAAAUGUGAAGUAAUUGUUGGAUUACUGAGCUGAAGAAAAGUAAUAUAAGAACUCAUCUUGUAUGGAUUUGCACUCUGCCUCCUACCAGCAUUUUCUUAUCUGUAGCCCGGCUUGCUUUAGAGUUCACAUUCAGGGUGAAAUAGAUGAUGGCAUCUGAACCAGGCCCACCAGAGUCUUUAGCUGCACCAGCUGAAACACCUGGGUCAGGUGUCACCCAAGGAGCUACUUGUCAAAGUAGGGAACAUCUGGGAAUUAGAAAUGUCGGUGCUUGAUUGUCCUUUAGUUCAGUAUUACAGGUUAACUCAUGUGCCCACUUAGUCCUGGGCCUCUUGAUGGAAAUGGUUUUUUAAAGAGAAUCAGUCUUGUCUUCACUCUUGUGAGAAACUUGGGUGAGGUUUGUCAGUUCAACGCAUUCUUAGUGAAUGUCUGCUGUGUGUUUGUGGCACCCAUGCCUGACCAAGUUUUAGAGGUUUCAGGCAUCUCGAAGAUGCAUAUUCUCAUAUGGAUAUACACUCUGCCUCUUACCAACAUUUUCUUACCUGUAGCCCUGCUUGCUUUAGUGUAGACUUGAAGAAAAGCAUUGCUACUGAGGCAGCUCUAAGAAACAGCUAUUUCUUCCCAAAGUAAGGAACUCAUCUUUAAAGCACCUUCAAAUUUAUUAUGCUAUUCCUUCUGAUUUUAAGGUGGAGUCAGCCUAGAUGGUGUUUUAUUUAUCAGCUCUUUGGGACUCUCAGAACUUACCUUCCCAGUUCAAACAUUUCCGUUAGAAUGCAGCCCGCUAGGUUCGUGUGGGUUUCAUCCCCAGAGUCCAUCAUUCGCCAGUAGGCAUUGAGCAUAUGCUUUGAAUCACGGCCACUGGUGCAAGGGGCUCAUCAUCUUGGCAGUAAUAUCCCAGAAACAACCUUUUUCUAUUUGCCCGUCUUGGCUCCUCAAUGGGAUAUCAAGCAUCUCAGCUGCUGAGCCAGGGCCCUCGGCCCUUUGUAUAUCUCUUUAAAGAGGAGGCCCAAUGCCUUUAUUUGGGUCAGAACUUUCCCUUCUUGGCAUGUUUCUGGGCUACAUGCAUACCGGCAGCUACUGAUAAAUCUGCGAAACUCAAUCACUCACCUGUGACCUCUGGGCGGGGAGUAGUGUUUGUUUUAAAAGGGCAUCGUUUCUCUGGGAGGGCAGUUUCUGUCUGGACUAGAAGGGGGUGCAGUUAUCACACAUACUCCCCCCGCCCCAAAGUUCUUUACCUUUCAGCUUUUGAUAAAAGAUGAAAACAGAUUUGGAGGCAAUUCUAUAGAAUGCUUAUACCCCAGGGGCAUUUCCUGUUCUAGUAAUCAUUUUCCAGUUGAGUAUUGGAGUUUCCUUGCGGCAAGCUCAUAGAAACUUUUUUACUGAAGACUAAGGAUGAUUGGUACAUCCCUAUUUUUUCAAACAAUCAUUCACGUCACCUUUCUUAGCUUCUGGAACGUACAUUUCUUAGUGCUGGUUCUGGAAGUUUAUUCCUUUUGGGAAAGCUUAGAUUUAGGAGGUCUUUCAAGGUCUUGUUCACAUGGUCUGUGGUUUCUCUUUGCCUAACCUCUGCCUGCAGACCAUACUGUAGAUGCUGAUGGAAACUAUUAUGAAGAUAAAAAGACAUUUUUGGGAGUAUUUAAACUCUUAACUGCCACCUUUCUACGAGUGGGAGGCCGGCUGAGAGAUGCUGCAAUGCUUGAUAAUCAUAUAGCCAUGCUGAAAUUUGCAAAGGGAACUCUUGUCGGUGCUUAAAACCAGAAUUCCUGGACACUUCAAACUUGGAGAAUUCCAUGAAUCUAGCACAGAAUAGCCAUACUUGCUCAUUGCCAUCCCUUUCUCUCCAUCUUAAUCUUUAAAAAGAAAAAAAGAAAAAGGCAAAGCCCCAGCCAAGGGUAAUUUUUACUUGAAACCAGGAGAGGGGGAGGAACACUGUAGAGGUAAGGGGCGAGUUGUCCGCGUGAGCCACCCUGCUCCUGCUGCGUGUCCAAAUCACUGAGUACUGUGAGCCAGUGCCUUUCCUUCACCUGCAGAGGGAGCCCAUCUCCCUCCACCUGGGUGAGGAGACCCUGUGCUACCCAGGGUAAACCUUAGAGAAGGUGGCUUAGAGAGCCCGGUGGACACUCCGUAUUCGGUGUCCAUUUUAAGCAUCCUUAAAAUAUUUUAGACAUUAAAAAAUGCCCUUCCCUGUCUUAGCGACACGAGUGGCCCAAUUCCAUCCAUUCUGAAUGGAAAAGCAGAGACUGCCAGUUCUUCCUUUGAUCUUCCCUUCAUCCCCCUUGAUGUGGCUGACCCUGACCCCUCAUCCAUUUCACUGUCAUGGAUGGAUAGCGGAGGGCACCGUGUAGUCCUGAGGCAGUCCUGUGUGAUUCUGUGAUCAGUUGUUUUGGGUUUGGGUUUUUUGGGGUUUUGUUUUUUUGUCUGUCCUUUCAAACCAGCAGGUGUUUGGAAAUUAGUGAAAAAAAUAAAUUCUCACCAAUGGUUGCUGUUACAGUUAAAUCAAUAAAGAUCUUGGAUAUCAA